AUGAACGCCGAACUGCGCCGUGGACUGGAGCGAAAAUAUGGAACAAAAGAUAACGCUAUCAUCGAAGAAAAACUCAAAGACCUUAAGAAUAUUUUCCCAGAUGGUGGCCCCUAUGUCCUAACACAUGCCGACCUUAACAGCGGCAGUAUCAUCGUCAACGAAGGCAAAAUCCGAGCAAUCAUCGACUGGGAACUAGCCGGUUACUAUCCCUGGUGGGUCGAACGCUGGGCCCAGGAGAGCCGAUGCCGAGACACAUCGUGUAUAGAGAUAUGUGAUAUGGUAUGGGCCGGGCUGGAUGCCGAGCAUGACAGCGAUGCCAAACAUGCCAGCAAACAGUUUACGAAGAAAGUGACAAACCCAGUGGAUGAAGUGCAAACGGUCUUGAAACAUUACCCAAUUAGGCAUACCGAAGCACGUAAUUUCGAAUCGAAAUUGAAGCGUGAGGUUGAUUACAAUGAGACGGCUCAAGCGACAUAUAAUCCAGAGUAUUCAGACAGGGAAGAUGAGGUAGAAGAGUCAGAGGUGGCAGAAGACCUCAGAUCAUUAUCACUGUAG
Molecule: messenger RNA, 555 nt
Organism: Parastagonospora nodorum SN15
Lineage: Eukaryota; Fungi; Ascomycota; Dothideomycetes; Pleosporales; Phaeosphaeriaceae
Exons: 2
Coding region: 1-555 (184 amino acids)
Source: RefSeq, a predicted model, not a curated record